This is a messenger RNA of Phragmites australis (common reed), 864 nucleotides long. RefSeq lists its product as uncharacterized. The record is from RefSeq and is a predicted model, not a curated record. The transcript has 2 exons. The coding region runs from base 1 to 735 and encodes 244 amino acids. Lineage: Eukaryota; Viridiplantae; Streptophyta; Magnoliopsida; Poales; Poaceae.
AUGAUGGACAACGUCGAUGACCGUCGGGUGAUGAUGAACCAGCUGCGCGUCGAGGUCUACUCCUCGUCAUCGGACAGGGACAGGGAGAAGGAUGACGUACAGGAGGUGGUCGCCGAGAGGGAGGCAUCCCCGCCGGCGUGGAGCCACCGCCCGGUCGCCGCCGGCCUUAGCAACAACAGGCGGCGGCUGCUGUCGAAGCAGUUGUCCAUGAAGGAGACCACCAGGGAGGCCAAGUGGGAGAAGCGCCGGCGGCAGAUACUGCGGCGGAGCAGCAUGGUGUCCGUCGCAACGGAGGAGGAGCGAAACAGAGAAGGCAAGAGCCCCGUCGACAGACAGGUGAGGUCGUCGGAGCGCGCGCGGUGCCUGACCGACGAAGACCUAGACGAGCUGCGGGGUUCCUUCGAGCUUGGGUUCGGGUUCGACGAGGAGACCGGCGGCGCCGACCUCCGCGACACCCUCCCCGCCCUCGACUUCUACUUCGCCGUGAACCGGCAGCUCUCCGACCCCAAGCUGAGGACACUGGCGGCGAGCCCCACGUCGACACUGUCGGCGGUGUCGUCGUCGUCCACGCUACCCGAUAUGCCGAGCCCUCGCAGCCCGCAUGCCGGCCCAGCCGCCGCCUCCGGCGCCGAUGAAUGGAAGAUCUUCACUCCAGGCGACAACCCUCAGCUGAUCAAGACAAGGCUGAGGCACUGGGCGCAGGUGGUGGCUUGCUCCGUCAAGCAUGGCUCCUGACUCCUGAGAGAAGCUGCCAUUGAUCAAUCCUGAAUUCCAUGUCGUUGCAUUAUGUAUAGGUGCCGGUGCGUGGCAAAAAUGAGAAGCAGGCUUGCUUGUCCUCAACAAACCAACCAAAUGUAAUCUAUG